Truncatella angustata is the source of this 1596-nucleotide messenger RNA. RefSeq names its product major facilitator superfamily domain-containing protein. The coding region runs from base 113 to 1552 and encodes 479 amino acids. The record is from RefSeq and is a predicted model, not a curated record. Gene Ontology annotation, molecular function: transmembrane transporter activity. Gene Ontology annotation, cellular component: fungal-type vacuole membrane. Gene Ontology annotation, biological process: transmembrane transport. The transcript is spliced from 4 exons. Lineage: Eukaryota; Fungi; Ascomycota; Sordariomycetes; Amphisphaeriales; Sporocadaceae.
GGCACCUUGAUCACAUCGUUCCUCCACAAGACUUCCACAUAGCCGACCAUUUUGUUCUCUUAAUUCUGCAACCUUACGCAGUAUCACUGAGUUAUCUAUCUCCCAAUAGUCCAUGGCAGCACAUAUUCGACCAGUCUCGCUUACAGCCUGGCAGGCAGGAUCCGGAGUCGGAUCCGAGCGGGGCUUGACUUCGGCCCCGGACUUGCCACCCAUUUCGCGCAAGAAGCAGGCUAUAGUGCUCUUCUCAGCUUUUAUAACCAUCGCCCUGACAAUAGGCUACAAUCAAUGCUUUGGUGUGUUUCAGGAGUACUAUCUGUCCCCCAGCCAAGACAUAUUGGUGCCGGCGCCGGCUUCGCAGACCUCCCCACCGACGGCAUUGCUCACCUUUGUCGGCACGCUGUGCUAUGGGUUGACCUGGGCAGGCGGCAUCCUCGUGAGCCCCAUCAUAUCACGUAUUGAGCACGGAACUUGGUCAAGCACGUCGUCGACUCGGAUAUGGCGUCGCAGGCUUCUGCGCCUCUUGAAGCCAAGAACCAUUACGAUCUCUGGGGUUCUCAUGAUGUCUACUGGGUUCGCACUAGCAUCUCUCAGCAGUUCUAUAUGGCAACUCCUGCUCACGCAGGGCUUCUUGGUCGGCUUCGGGAUGUCGCUACUAUACUUUCCGCUUCUAGCUCCAGCGCCUGAGUAUUUUACCAACCAUCGGGCUACGGCUAUGGGUUUUAUAUUAGCUGGUGGCGGUGCCGGCGGCCUCAUAUUCGGACCCGUGAUCCGGGCUCUUCUCAGCGCGGUUGGCGGUCGGUGGACGUUGAGAAUCUAUGCUCUUUUCAACCUUAUUGCUGGCUUACCAAUCGCCUGGACAGUGCCGCGGAGUAGGUUCGCAGCCGUCUCAACGGCAGAAGGACCGGAGAGGCGAGGCACUCACGUCUCCCGCUCUCUAGCCCUAAAACCGACAUUCCUCUUCUCCGCCGUAGCUGCGUUCCUCCAGGCGGCUGGUGCCCAGCUUCCGCUCUCCUUCAUACCUUCCUACACCGUCAUUCUUGGUUUCGACGCCUCCAAGGGUGCGAAUCUCCUUGCCGCCAGCAAUGCCAUAAAUGCCGUGGCGCGUGUCCUCAUCGGUUACGCUGGCGACCGCCUUGGGCGGCAGAACACGCUUGUGCUGACACUCCUCCUCGCUGCAUCCAGUGUCUUUGCUCUCUGGCUCGCCAGCGCCCUGGCUUCUGCUUCGUCUUCCCUAUCACUAUGGCUGGCUUUUAUUGUGCUUUAUAGCGUCUCUGCUGGUGGAUAUUAUGCCUUGUUCCCGGCACUCAUUGCUGAGGUCUUCGGCAUCCGGCAAUACGCUGCUGUGAAUGCGUUUAUACUUUUUGUAAGAGGGCUGGGAACUAUGUUCGGAAGUCCCGUUGGUGGACAGCUACUCGGCAGCUCGGAUGAGGGAACGAGGGCGUAUGCUAGUAUCGCGUAUUGGGACGGCGCACUCUUGAUGGGCGCAACAGUGUGCUGUGUCGGAGUACGGUGGGCUGAUGGAAAGGGGAAAGGGUGGAAGUGGAUAGCUUGAGGCUGAUAUGCUGCAAUAGUGGAACAUUAUCCACUGCUACGCUG